GUGUUAACUGACUAACUGAGAAACAGAGUGACGAGAGAAUUAAAGAGACACUUGCCAGAAGAACAAAUCUCUCAAGUGGGACGGGACCCACCGCAUGUCCCUUUCUUCAUUCUCCUUCGUCUUCGUCUUCUUCGUCUUCGUCUUCGUCUUCACUUCCGCCAUGAGAAAAACCUGCACACACGCCUGAAAAACCAAAUCAUCCUCAUCAUCUUCUGAUCUAAUGUCUACCGACACUAUCCCUUCCCUCUCAUCUCCACCGGCGCCGGAGUUUCCUUCCACCACACCAGACACGGCGACGUCACCAGCUCCGUCUCAGCCAUCCAUCAUCGGACCUUCUUCGUUGGCUCCGUUUCCGGAGACAACAACAAACAUUGAUGGAGGCUCGAGAAAUGUAGCAUUAACUGGACUUAUUACUGGAGUAGUUCUCGGAGCUACGUUUGUCCUACUCGGAGUUUGUAUCUUUGUCUGUUUCUAUAAAAGAAAGAAGAGGAAGUUAAAGAAGAAGAAGAAAGAAGAUAUCGAAGCUUCUAUUAACAGAGACUCACUAGAUCCCAAAGAUGAUAGCAAUAAUCUUCAGCAAUGGAGUUCAUCAGAGAUUGGACAAAACUUGUUUACAUAUGAAGAUUUGUCUAAAGCAACUAGUAACUUCUCCAACACUAACCUUCUUGGACAAGGUGGGUUUGGUUAUGUUCAUAGAGGAGUUCUUGUUGAUGGAACUUUGGUUGCUAUUAAGCAGCUUAAAUCUGGAAGUGGACAAGGUGAACGAGAGUUUCAAGCUGAGAUACAGACUAUUAGUAGAGUUCAUCAUAGGCAUCUUGUUUCUCUUCUUGGUUAUUGUAUCACUGGUGCUCAAAGAUUGCUUGUUUAUGAGUUUGUGCCUAAUAAGACUCUCGAAUUUCAUUUACACGAGAAAGAGAGACCGGUAAUGGAGUGGUCAAAGAGGAUGAAGAUUGCUUUGGGUGCAGCUAAAGGAUUGGCAUACUUACAUGAAGAUUGUAAUCCUAAGACAAUACACCGCGAUGUCAAGGCUGCAAAUAUUCUAAUUGACGAUAGCUAUGAGGCGAAGUUAGCAGAUUUUGGACUUGCCAGGUCUUCUUUAGACACUGAUACUCAUGUCUCCACUCGGAUUAUGGGAACCUUCGGUUACUUGGCUCCUGAAUAUGCUUCUUCAGGGAAACUUACUGAGAAAUCAGAUGUCUUCUCAAUUGGAGUGGUGCUUCUUGAACUGAUAACCGGACGCCGUCCUGUUGAUAAAUCACAGCCUUUUGCUGAUGAUGAUAGCAUCGUUGAUUGGGUUGGUUAUCUUGUUUCCCUUACCACCACUUUUAAUAAGCUUUUAAACUUUACCUCAUGCUCUAGGCAAAACCUCUGAUGAUACAAGCGUUAAACGAUGGAAACUUUGACGGUCUUGUUGACCCGCGGUUAGAGAAUGAUUUUGAUAUCAACGAAAUGACGAGAAUGGUUGCUUGCGCUGCUGCUAGUGUCCGUCAUUCAGCUAAACGUCGCCCAAAAAUGAGCCAGAUAGUUCGAGCAUUCGAAGGAAAUAUAUCUAUAGAUGACCUAACAGAAGGAGCUGCCCCAGGACAAAGUACUAUUUACAGCUUAGACGGGAGCUCAGAUUAUAGCUCAACACAAUACAAAGAAGACUUGAAGAAAUUCAAGAAAAUGGCGUUCGAAAGCAAAACAUUUGGUAGCAGCGAAUGCAGUGGUUUGACUAGCGACAAUGGUCAGAACCCAUCAGGCUCGUCUAGUAUCACCGAAGGCCAACGUACAACGCAGGAGAUCGAACCGGAGAAGAAUACCAAGGACACAUGAACUUUAAACAGAGGAUUCUUGGUAAUAGUUAAGUCUUAUCAUUUUGGGGUAGGACCCGUAGGUUUAGGUGUAAAACACAUUAUUCAUUAGACGCGCUUUCACUUUUAAUUAUUUCCAUGUGUGGCUCUAAUCGAAACUGUCAUGAGCCUGAUAUUGCACGUGAAUAUUAUUUGUUGGAGAUUUUUUUGAGUUUGGUGUGAAGAUAUUAAAUUAGAUUCAAUCAAAGACUUUAUGAUUCUUAAUUAUUUUUUGGCCGUGAUAUAUUAUUUGAGUGGAAAGUUAUUUUUAACAUCUUUGAUUCUUUUUUUAAAGCAUGUUUUCUUUUGUUAUCCAUGCAACUUUGAAGAAAUUGUUUUUUUUUUUGCAAAUGAAAUCCCAUAUAUAUAUUAACCGAUUUUAGAUUCAGAGAAAUAAUAUUUUUAUAAGCAUGG
This is a messenger RNA of Arabidopsis thaliana (thale cress), 2246 nucleotides long. It is a transcript of the gene PERK15, whose product is annotated as Protein kinase superfamily protein. Lineage: Eukaryota; Viridiplantae; Streptophyta; Magnoliopsida; Brassicales; Brassicaceae. Gene Ontology annotation, cellular component: plasma membrane. Gene Ontology annotation, molecular function: ATP binding; protein serine/threonine kinase activity; protein kinase activity. Bases 221 to 1372 code for a protein of 383 amino acids. The transcript has 7 exons. The record is from RefSeq and is marked reviewed.